GCUCUACUCUUAUAACAGAGACGGCAAGACGAGAGGAAGUACCACAUCCUCUUCGAGACCCGAAACCACUGAGAUAUGGACCCUGUGGGUUUGAAAGAGGACCUGAAGCUCUUUCAGAGCACCCUGCUCCAGGAUGGUUUGAAGGACCUUCUGAAGGAGAACAAAUUUGUUGACUGCGUUCUGAAGGUUGGAGAUAGGAGUCUUCCCUGUCACAAGCUCAUCAUGGCUGCUUGUAGUCCUUACUUCAGAGAGCUUUACUUCUCCGAAGAUGGGACGGAAAUUGAGGACCCCAACAGGGAAGUUGUGCUGGAGGAGGUGGAUCCCACCAUCAUGGAUAUGGUGGUGAAUUAUCUCUAUUCCGCAGAGAUCGAGAUCACGGAUGAGAACGUGCAAGAUGUGUUUGCGAUUGCCAACAGAUUUCAAAUACCAUCCUUGUUCACAGUUUGUGUCAACUACCUACAAAACAAGUUAUCUUUGGGUAACUGCUUAGCUAUCUUCAGAAUGGGACUUGCCUUAAACUGCCCAAGACUCGCAGUGUCUGCCAGGGACUUCAUAGCUGAACGCUUCGAGACUUUAGCUAAAGACGAGGACUUUCUUGAGUUCGAAGCCCCUGAAUUGUUUGCUAUCAUUGGGUGUGACGCUCUGAACGUGGAGAGGGAAGAGGUUGUGUUUGAGCUCUUGAUGAAAUGGGUCAGGAAGAACAAGGAGAACCGAACGAAAGUUUUGGCCGACGCCUUCGACCACAUCCGCUUCCGACUGCUGCCGGAGAAAUAUUUCAAGGAUAAAGUGGAAAAGGAUGACCUUAUAAAGGCUGACCCUGAGCUUGUGAAAAAGCUGAAGGUCCUCAAAGAUGCUUUUGCUGGAAAACUUCCACCGAAAAAAGAGAAGGGGGAAGGAGAAGAUGGGGAGAAAGUGUUGCCUGGUUAUCUGAAUGACAACAAGAGGCUCGGUAUGUACGCCAAGGAUCUCAUCCUCAUGAUCAACGAUACGGCAGCUGUGGCCUACGAUGCGAAUGAAAAUGAAUGUUUCUUAGCGGCGAUAGCGGAGCAGAUACCUCGAAAUCACGUUAGCAUCACAACAAAGAAGAACCUGCUGUACGUUAUAGGAGGAUUGUUGGUUGAUGAAGAAAACAAAGAGUCACCGUUGAUGUGCUACUUCUAUCAGCUGGAUACACAUUCUCCAAACUGGAUAGCCCUUCCUCCUAUGCCAUCACCCAGAUGUCUGUUCGCCAUUGGAGAGUUUGAAAAUCUCCUGUUUGCAGUCGCUGGUAAAGACCUGCAGACCGGCGAGUCUCUUGACUCAGUAUUAUGUUACGAUAUUGAAAAGAUGAAAUGGCUGGAGACCAAAAAACUGCCCUUAAAGAUUCACGGUCACAGUGUGAUCUCACAGAACGGACUCGUUUACUGCAUAGGAGGAAAAACAGACGAAAAUAAAACCAUCAACAAGAUGUUUGCAUACAACCACAAGAAGUCUGAAUGGAAAGAGUUGGCGGCCAUGAAGACAUCAAGAUCCAUGUUCGGUGCCGUGGUGCACAAAGGAAAGAUCAUUGUGAUUGGAGGAGUAAAUGAAGACGGGCUCUUAGCCUCAUGUGAAGCAUACGACUUUGGGACAAACAAAUGGGAGACGUUCGCCGAGUUUCCUCAGGAGAGAAGCUCUGUAAAUCUGGUGAGCACCGAUGGUUUGCUUUAUGGUGUUGGUGGUUUCGCUAUAAUGGAGAAUGAAAACAAAGAAUGCGUCCCUUCAGAAAUCACAGACAUCUGGGAGUAUGAAGAAGAUAAGAAACAGUGGUCUGGGAUGAUAAGAGAGAUGCGAUACGCUGCUGGUGCUUCCUGUGUUUCUAUGAGACUCAAUGCAGCCAAGAUGCCAAAACUUUAAGAACUGAAUCGGUGUGUGACUAUAAUUUAAAAGCAUUAACAAAGUCUUGAUUUUAUUGUAUACAGUUUGUGUUAUUCGGAAAAUCAGAAAAUAUUAUUUUUGUGACCUUUUAUGAUUAAGGAAAUACCUUUAAAGCAUUUAUAUAGCUGAAGAUAUCAAAUUUAAAUUUAUUGUUUUUCAUCCAUACAUUUUUUAUAAAAAAAAAAACAUGUAAAAAUAAAUACAUUUAAAUCCAAA
Messenger RNA from Paramisgurnus dabryanus, 2112 nucleotides. It is a transcript of the gene klhl41a, whose product is annotated as kelch-like family member 41a. Gene Ontology annotation, molecular function: protein binding. Lineage: Eukaryota; Metazoa; Chordata; Actinopteri; Cypriniformes; Cobitidae. The record is from RefSeq and is a predicted model, not a curated record.